Agrilus planipennis (emerald ash borer) is the source of this 2498-nucleotide messenger RNA. Its product is annotated as membrane alanyl aminopeptidase-like. Gene Ontology annotation, biological process: proteolysis; peptide catabolic process. The record is from RefSeq and is a predicted model, not a curated record. Lineage: Eukaryota; Metazoa; Arthropoda; Insecta; Coleoptera; Buprestidae. Gene Ontology annotation, molecular function: zinc ion binding; peptide binding; metalloaminopeptidase activity. The transcript is spliced from 13 exons. Gene Ontology annotation, cellular component: cytoplasm. The coding region runs from base 28 to 2361 and encodes 777 amino acids.
AAUAACAAUUUCUAGAAGAGUGACAACAUGGCCUACAUCUUCUAUUUUGCAUCUCUACUUUUGGUAGUCUACCCUGCACUUGCCCAAGAUCCCUACAGAUUAGGAAUCUCUGUAUUUCCAAUCCAUUAUGACGUCGAGUUAACCCUUCCCUCAGGAUUUGGUCCUAGAGCAUCCUUUUCGGGAAGAGUAGAAAUUGGUUUAGAGACUAAAGCAUUAGUGACAAUCUUCGAUCUUCAUUCAAGCAAUUUAACUUAUAGUAGUUUAAAGCUGUACGACAUUGACGAUCCUUCUCAAAGUAAUAUGAUAGUCGAUUAUAGAUUGAAUACAACUUAUGGUGAUAAGCUGUGGAUUGAGUUAUCAGACAAUUUAGUGGUUGGAAAUGAUUACAUCCUUACAGCCAAUUAUACUGGAAUAUUGCACGAUGACAUGAACGGAUUUUACAGGAGUUCGUAUAAAGAUGCUAACAAAAAUACAAGAUGGCUCGCAACAACUCAGUUUCAGUCCACCUACGCUCGAAGAGCUUUCCCGUGCUUCGACGAACCAAAAUUGAAAGCCAGCUAUGAUAUAUCCAUUAUUCAUCCCCAAGAUGUCCGUGCCCUUAGUAACACACCCGUAAUGUCUAGAGAAGUAUAUAAUCAAGGUAUGGGUCUGGUUAAAACAACAUUCCAACAAACUCCCAAUAUGUCUACGUAUCUGGUUGCGUUCGUUGUAUCCGAUUUUAUCGGAUUAACCGAUACUUCGAAUAACUACGGGGUAUACGCUGCACCCUAUCUCAUUAACACUACCCGAUUAGCACUUGAUGUAGGUCCAAAGCUUCUUAAAGAAAUGGAGACCUUUAUUAACUUCCCUUAUUCAAACAUUGGAAUUGGUAAACUGGAUCUGGUUGCUAUUCCCGACUUUGCGUCAGGAGCUAUGGAGAAUUGGGGGCUUGGCACUUUCAGUGAGACUGAACUGCUGUAUGACCAACAAAAGUCGACGCUUCAUAGAAGAAGAACUAUCCCAGAAAUGAUUAUGCGCCAAACAGCUUAUAUGUGGUUUGGAGAUUUGGUAACAUGUGAUUGGUGGUCAUUCCUUUGGCUAAAUGAUGGAUUUGCAACUUAUUUUGAAUAUUUUGGAACAGCUCAAAAAAUUUUAGCUGCUGCAAUCAUUAGAAUGGUAAGAUACAUCCUUGGAAACAAUAACUGGAGACAAGGGCUUAUAGAUUAUAUAUCACAAAACCAAUAUGUAACAGGAACCCCCGACCUUCUGUAUGCUGCAUGGUCAACUUACUCUCCAUCCUUACCCUCAGGAUUAACCUUAGCGACUAUUUUAAGCAGUUGGGCCGAUGUGGGAGGUUACCCUCUGGUGAAAGUAUCUUUAUCUGGUAAUGACGCGGUCAUAUCGCAGAAACAAUUUCUACUAGAUCCUUCGGAAUCAUCGAGCAGUCAAUGGUACGUACCCCUUACCUACACCACCUCCCUUGAAAAGAAUUUCGACAAUACAACAACGUCUCGUUGGUUGAUACCAGGACAAAACGUAACGAUUUCUAAUAUCCUUCAAGGGGGAUCCGGUUGGGUGCUUUUAAAUCUUCAACAAACUGCCGUUUUGACUUGCACCGAACGGAUAAUGGAGGAAGCACAAGAGGUGCCUAAGCGUCAUGUUUUGAAUCUAAUGGAUCCACUUUACAAGAGCGUGUCGUUCGCAAGAAAUUCUUCAGAAUCUUACGUGGAUGUGCAGAAAAAAAGUUACGCAUUGUUCUGGGCUUGUACUCUAAGGCAUCCUGAUUGCAUACAAAAAGCCCAGAAUCAGUAUAGUUCUUUAGUUAGAAGCAACACCCCUGUCAACCCUGACGUAAGAAGUGUGGUGUACUGUACAGGUUUGAGAUUUUCUAAUAACUCUGCCGAUUGGUACUUCUUAUGGAAUAAAUUAACACAAGAGACCCUCCCUUCAGAAAUCGAUCUUCUCAUGAACGGCUUGGGAUGUUCCAGGAACGAAAGUUUACUCAAUGAGUACAUGAACAAUGCUUUAAACUCUUCAAAUGGUGUAAUACGGAAACACGAUGUUAGUUCAGCGUUUUUAGCAAUUUAUUCAAGUAAUCUCGAAGGAAUCAAUAUCACGUUAAAUUACAUACAGAACAAUUAUCAAAAGAUUAUUGAUUAUUUUGACGGUACCUCAACAUUGCUGGGUAUUUUAUCUGAUAUGGUAAACAGGAUGACCACCGAAAGUCAAAUUAGAAAGCUGGAGUCAUGGAUUUCCGCAAAUUCAAACAGUUUAUCAUCUAUUUCAUCCGAAGUGCAGAGCUACAUUGCGAAUGCAAGAAGUAAUCUAGCGUUGGAACAACAAAUUGCGACUGAAUUAUACAAUUUCUUUAAUUCAUCUUAGAAUUCAUCAUCUUAAGUAAUACAUGUGCGUUAGGCUAACACGCUAGAAGCCUUAUUCAUUAUUUCUUUUAAUUGCCAAAGUAAAUGACUAAUUAUAACAAUCCUAAAAAUCCAAAUAAAGUAUCUGCUUGUAUACAA